UUCAGUGAUCCUUUUGCCACGCAUCAUGAAUACAUGCGGCAGAUGAUGAGAAGCUUUUCUGAUCCUUUCGGGCGAGAGCCGUUUCUCAGUCUAACAGAUGGUAGGGAGAGAACGGUAGAUCGAAGAACACACCAUGAUUCUCAGGUUGCUCUGAGAGGAAAUCGUAGAGCAGUAAGCUGCUCCCUCAUGCCCUUUGCAGGCUUUGGUAGUAUGGAUUCAGAUUUUGGGGAACCUUUUUUUGCAAUGGACAGAAUGAUGUCAAAUAUGAGAAACAGUAUGCUAGAGAUGCAAAGAAAAUUUGAUGACCUGUCUGUCCAUCCAGAUGCACACACAUUCAGCUCCUCCUCUGUGAUGACGUAUUCCAAAAUAGGGGAUGAACCACCAAAAGUUUUCCAAGCUUCAGCUCAGACACGCACAGCUCCAGGAGGUGUUAAGGAGACAAGAAAAGCGCUCAAAGAUUCUGAAAGUGGACUGGAAAAAAUGGCUAUUGGUCAUCAUAUUCAUGAUCGUGCCCAUGUCAUAAAAAAAUCUAAGAACAACAAAACUGGUGAUGAAGAACUGAACCAAGAAUUCAUCAACUUGGAUGAAACUGAGGCCCAGACCUUUAAUGAAGAGUGGCAGAAGGAGAUUAUGAAGUUCAAGCCAUCUAGAACUAGAUGCAAUAUAGAAGCUCCAAAAUACAGAAGUAUUCAUCACGUACCCAAAGAAGAUGGAUCAAGAAGAGAGAAAGCGCUUACAAGAACAGCAAUUGCAGGUUCCAGAGGACCCAAAGUUUCUUUGGAGAACCUCAGUGUGAAAGGAUCACAUGUCCCCAUCAAAAGCAGCAAAAAAUAAAUGGUUUGCAUGUCCUUUCGGAUGGAGCUUCUUCAGAGAAGAUAAUGGUGCUGUUCAUGUUUGUAUAAGUAUAUGCAUAUAUAUAUGACCAAUCUCUGUUUUUUGUUUUACUAAGUAUUAGGGUGCCUUUCUGCUGUAGUCUUUUGACCAUUGAAUGUUCUUUAAAACUCCAGAUGCUUGGUUUAAACCAUCUAGUUUCAAUAAAUUUGUUUAAAAGUACUUUCCACUUCAAAGCACUUUAAUGAGAUAUCACUAAUUCUGUUUAAAAAUACGUUGCUUUGCCUUGCAAGGUUUUUUCCCUGCAACUGCACUAGUUGUCUCCAGCUUUUUAAUCAAGCCUGAUAAUGAAACUGCUUUUUUCCACUGCUCUUUCCAAGAGAGCAAAUUCUCUUUUAAUUUUGUGUGGGUGAAACAAUUGUUAGUUUGGGUUCAGCAAGACAUCAAUUAAUUGCAAAUUCAGUACACUAUAGCCAGUAUGUAUUUAGCUUUAAAAUGACAUUGUAAAUUAUUAUAGAAUCCAUAGAUAUAUCUUCUUUAAUAUGAAGAAAAGUGAAAGGAAUACUAAAAUGAUAAUUAAAUACUACUUAAAAUUUAGACUUUAUCAGUUUUCUUCUAUUCGUACACUGCACUAGCAUCUCAUUUUCUGUGCCUAGGGUGUUAAUUUUGUAUUUUUGAUUUCAUAUAUUUCCUUUGGAGGUGGCCCAUUAUAUUUCAUUCUUGAAGAUUCUCUGUAGUAGUUCUCAAUUUUUCUGUAGUAAUAACUGUGUCCUUCUAAAACUCAGCUGUAACUUAGUUCUUAAUCAGAAAAGUAUGUGGGAGAAAUUGGUUCAGUAGGCAGUGGUUUGUUAAUUAGAUAAUGUAUAAUUACUCCAUUUCUUCUGUUCUGAAAAGCUAAAAUAGCUAAGAGAAAAGCUUCCUGUAUGCAAAGACAACAGAUAUGUUGUGUGAUUUUUUUUUUUUUUUUUUUGUCCUGAUCUAGCAGAUGCAGAGGAAUCUAGUAGAUCUUAACACUUGAUCUCCCUUGAGAGAUUUUUUUCUCCCUCCCUUAAUGUUUGGUUAAAGAUUUUUGGUGUUCUAGAAGGAAGCAAACUGUGAGGCUGACUGAGAACAAGGAAAGUCUUUGUAUCAAGUGUUGAAGUUCAUAUGCCAUUUUGUUGGUCAGAAUGGGCCCCAAGUUGUAGUGUAAAUAACUUUCUGUAGACUAUAACGUUAUAGCAUUGGUGCUAUAACAUGUCUUUCAGGGCUAAAACAUUAUAGUGCAGCCUUUUAAUAAAAAGAUACUAUUUAUAUGAUAAACAAAAUAUAAAAUUAAAUGUUUAAGUGAAAUAUUUGUAUGACUAAAAAAGGAUAUGGUGCAUCAUUCUGAAGAUUCCCAGAUGAUUUAACAUGUUGAUACUUGCACACUACUAAACAUACAUACUUCUGUUGAACUCUGUAUUAUUGAAAGAAAUCAUUUCUCUGCGUGCUUAAUGCAACGACCCUCUUUCCGUUACGAGAGCAAGUCCUGGUGGUGGUGGUGGGUUCGUUGCUGAAAUGUUCUCCCAGCAGCCGAGGCCCAUGGGUUUACUCUAAGACAUGGGGCGCGCUCCAGGGCAGGUGCGCACCGUGUCCCUGCCGCCGCCCCUGCUGUGUGAGCAGUAACCACUGGCAGAGGGACAGGUCGAAAGCCACGUGUGAUCCCUCAGUAAUAUUUGCCAGAGGGCGUUUGCCAGAGCCCUUAAUCUAAAGGAUGUUUUUACUCUACUUGCAUGGUAACAGGAUACAGUGUGGGGAUUGAUCCUCCAUUUGCUGAAGACUGUACUGAUCUCUCCAUUAACUUCGUCAAAAAACGUAAGACCAUGGAGGUGUUUUUCAGUUAUGUCAUGUGAAUUUCCCGAUGAUAAAACUGCAGAAAACAACACUUUGAGUUUAAUCUUUUUUCAUGUGGUAACGUCAGAAAAAAAUCUUUGAGAGAUGGUGCUGUUUAACAGAAAAUAGCAUUUAUCUGACCAGGUAUUUUUACAUAUGCAUGUACUGCAAGGGGAAAAAAAAAAUUCUCAGUUGUAUGUAAUUGAGAAAACAAGUACAUCCUGUGAUUGUAAAAUUGUAGUGGAAAGAGGCUAAUGUUCAUUACAGGUUACUUUGUUGUGCAAAACAAUAUUCUAAAGUGUAAUGUGAGAGAAACUGUUCUACACAAACACCUGAAACUAAUUCUUUAAUAAAGAGUUAUCUAUUA
Molecule: messenger RNA, 3049 nt
Organism: Struthio camelus australis
Lineage: Eukaryota; Metazoa; Chordata; Aves; Struthioniformes; Struthionidae
Source: RefSeq, a predicted model, not a curated record